Molecule: messenger RNA, 1991 nt
Organism: Quercus lobata
Lineage: Eukaryota; Viridiplantae; Streptophyta; Magnoliopsida; Fagales; Fagaceae
Product: putative F-box protein At1g49610
Exons: 3
Coding region: 60-1316 (418 amino acids)
Molecular function (GO): protein binding
Source: RefSeq, a predicted model, not a curated record
AGAGGGUAAAGUAAAGAAGCUCAAAACUCUAUUCACUACUGUUGACUGUUGAGUUGAGAAUGGAGGAGGAACAAAUCUCUGGUUCUAUCAACAGCUUCUCUGACCGAUCCAACUAUAAUUCCAGCCACGAUACAAACCCCAAUAAUUAUUAUUAUGAUGAAGAAGAAGAAUCAUCAUCGAGCCAUAAUCAUCGAUCCAAACGAAGCAAAAACGCACCAAUCUUAGAAGAAGAAGAUCGAAUCAGCGCUUUACCUGACUCGAUCCUUCUCAGCAUCCUCUGCUUCUUGCCCAUUAACGACGCUAUCAAAACGGGCGUUUUAUCCAAAAGAUGGGCCUCUCUUUGGACCUCCCUUCCCUCUCUCAGUUUCGAUUCUGGUUCCUUCGAAUACUUGGACGAUUUCACCAGUGCCGUUGAUAAUACCCUGCUCCUACACAGGGCUCACAAACUCAAAAACUUCGAUAUUCAAUUCGAGUGCGAUUACGACACAGUACUAAAUCCUCGCCUCGAUCUUUGGGUUCGGUUCGCUACAAAUGCCAGAGUAGAAAAACUUGUUUUACUCUUGUGGAGUCCUGAUUGUCUCGAUCUUGACAGAUACCAAUUGCCUCAGCAUCUCUACGCCAACGAUUUUGUUUCUGAAUUCAAUUUUAGUUGCUGCAAAAUUUUACCUAAUGGGUUACCACAUUGGAGUUCACUCAAGCGCUUGUGUAUUGGGCACUCGGCCUUGAGUGAGGAUGUGAUAAGGAAAGUGUUAAUGGGUAGUCCUAGACUUGAAUCCUUGGAAUUGCAUCAGUUUUGGGGGUUUUAUCGGUUGGAUAUAGUGUCCGAGAGUUUGAGAAAAUUGGUGAUAGAUAGCUAUGUGCAACAUUUGUUUGAAAGUGAGGAGCGUAAGUUGGAACUGGAAAUUGUGGCUCCAAAGAUUGAGCGUUUAGAGAUUUUGGGGUGUUUUUAUAUGAAUAGGUGUCGGAUAAAGGAUGUGUCGGCAUUGGUUGAGGCUAAGCUCGAUUUCGACAUGCGGAUGGAGGAGGAGGGUGCUUUGGAGGAGUUCCAAGACAUUGUGAGAGACAUUCUUGAGAGUGUGCAUCAUGUCAAGAAGCUCACUGUUGGCAGUUCUUGUCUCAUGGCUCUAUCUAUAAUGACGGUGAAACAUCUGCCUUCUCCAUCGUCAAAGUGCAAAUGUUUAACGAUAGCAAGCAUGGGGGAAUGGGAUUUUCCCAAAAUUUUAAGCCUACUUCAAAGUUCACCUUAUGUGGAGACAUUGGUUUUAGACAUCACAUCCUGGGGCUACAUGUGGCCAGCGCUAUUGGCUCUGGACUAAGGUUACCUUCGGAGUUCACUGAUGGAAGGGUGGAACAUGGUGUCACCUGCUGGCCAAGCUUAGCCUUAAGGCAUGAAACAUGAAAUAUUGGAUGAAUUUGAGAACCAGGAGGUAAGUCUAGCUUGUUGGCAACUGCCCCUAUCUUCUGCAGCACCUGGAAUGGACCAUAAAUCCUUGGAGACAACUUACUAAAGGCCUUAUGAGAAAUGGAUUUCUGCUUAUAGGGCUGUAACCUCAAGUACACCCAAUCCCCCACAGAGAAUGAUCUUUCUGAUAUGUGCUUAUCAGCAUGCAACUUCAUUCUUUCCUGAGCACUGAUAAGAUUGGACCUGAGUAAAGAAAAUAGCUCCUGCCUGGAUUUCAAUUGAGCAUCUACUGCCUCAACUAACAACUUUAGUUGUGCCAGGCAUAUAAUCAAGCAAUCUUAGAGGUGGGUAGCCAUAUAGGACUUCAAAGGGAGUGAGAUUAGUAGAAGUAUGGAAGUUGGUAUUAAACCAAUACUCUGCUAAUGGAAGCCACUCCACCCAGCUGUGAGGCUUGUCAGCAGCAAAAACCAUGAGAUAUUGCUCCAAGCUCUUAUUCCCCACUUUAGUUUGGCCAUCUGUCUGAGGGUGAGAAGCAGAAGAAAUGGCUAAUUUCACUCCUUGCAGCUUCAUGAAUGCAGUCCAAAAAUGU